Messenger RNA from Callithrix jacchus (white-tufted-ear marmoset), 7032 nucleotides. It is a transcript of the gene FOXO3, whose product is annotated as forkhead box O3. NCBI's taxonomy places the organism in Eukaryota, Metazoa, Chordata, Mammalia, Primates, Cebidae. Gene Ontology annotation, biological process: regulation of transcription by RNA polymerase II. Gene Ontology annotation, cellular component: mitochondrial matrix; nucleus. Gene Ontology annotation, molecular function: RNA polymerase II cis-regulatory region sequence-specific DNA binding; DNA-binding transcription factor activity, RNA polymerase II-specific. The record is from RefSeq and is a predicted model, not a curated record.
GGACCUGAGGCUGGGCGGCGGGGGGAGGGGGCUGCCCCGCGCGAGGCCGUCGAUUCGCUCGCAGCUCCCCCGCGGCCUGGCCGGGGGGCGGUGUCUGCUGCGCCAGGUUCGCUGGCCGCACGUCUCCAGGUCCGCCUGUUCCUGGAGGCGGCGGCGGCGCCCGGGAGCCGGAGCCUUCGCGGCGCCCACGUUCCUCCCCCGCCGCACCCCGCCCCGGCGCGAGAGCCCCAGCCGCGGGCUGGCGGGCGAGCGGUGAAGAUGGCAGAGGCACCGGCCUCCCCGGCCCCGCUCUCUCCGCUUGAAGUGGAGCUGGACCCGGAGUUCGAGCCCCAGAGCCGGCCGCGUUCCUGUACGUGGCCCCUGCAAAGGCCGGAGCUCCAGGCGAGCCCUGCUAAGCCCUCGGGGGAGACAGCCGCCGACUCCAUGAUCCCCGAAGAGGAGGACGAUGAAGACGACGAGGAUGGCGGGGGCCGGGCCAGCUCGGCCAUGGCGAUCGGCGGUGGCGGGAGCGGCACCCUGGCCUCUGGGCUGCUCCUUGAGGACUCGGCCCGGCUGCUGGCACCGGGAGGGCAAGACCCCGGGUCUGGGCCAGCCCCUGUGGCGGGCGCGCUAAGCGGGGGGAUGCAGGCACCGCUGCAGCCUCAGCAGCCGCUGCCACCGCCGCAGCCAGGGGCGGCUGGGGGCUCCGGGCAGCCGAGGAAAUGCUCGUCGCGGCGGAACGCCUGGGGAAACCUGUCCUACGCGGACCUGAUCACCCGCGCCAUCGAGAGCUCGCCGGACAAACGGCUCACUCUGUCCCAGAUCUACGAGUGGAUGGUGCGCUGCGUGCCCUACUUCAAGGAUAAGGGCGACAGCAACAGCUCGGCCGGCUGGAAGAACUCCAUCCGGCACAACCUGUCACUGCAUAGUCGAUUCAUGCGAGUCCAGAAUGAGGGUACUGGCAAGAGCUCUUGGUGGAUCAUCAACCCUGACGGGGGGAAGAGCGGAAAGGCCCCCCGGCGGCGAGCAGUCUCCAUGGACAACAGCAACAAGUAUACCAAGAGCCGUGGCCGCGCAGCUAAGAAGAAGGCAGCCCUGCAGACAGCCCCUGAAUCAGCUGACGACAGUCCCUCCCAGCUCUCCAAGUCCUGGCAGCCCCACGACGCAGCAGUGAUGAGCUGGAUGCGUGGACAGACUUCCGUUCACGCACCAAUUCCAACGCCAGCACAGUCAGUGGCCGCCUGUCACCAAUCAUGGCGCACAGAGUUGGAUGAAGUCCAAGAUGACGAUGCGCCUCUCUCCCAUGCUCUACAGCAGCUCAGCCAGCCUGUCACCUUCAGUAAGCAAGCCUGCACAGUGGAACUGCCACGGCUGACUGAUAUGACAGGCACCAUGAAUCUGAAUGAUGGGUUGACUGAAAACCUCAUGGAUGACCUGCUGGAUAACAUCACGCUCCCGCCAUCCCAGCCAUCGCCCACUGGGGGGCUCAUGCAGCGGAGCUCUAGCUUCCCGUACACCACCAAGGGCUCAGGCCUGGGCUCCCCAACCAGCUCCUUUAACAGCACGGUGUUUGGACCUUCAUCUCUGAACUCGUUGCGCCAGUCUCCCAUGCAGACCAUCCAAGAGAACAAACCAGCUACCUUCUCUUCCAUGUCACACUAUGGUAACCAGACACUCCAAGACCUGCUCACUUCGGACUCACUUAGCCACAGCGAUGUCAUGAUGACACAGUCGGACCCCUUGAUGUCUCAGGCCAGCACCGCUGUGUCUGCCCAGAAUUCCCGCCGGAACGUGAUGCUUCGCAAUGACCCGAUGAUGUCCUUUGCUGCCCAGCCUAACCAGGGAAGUUUGGUCAAUCAGAACUUGCUCCACCACCAGCACCAAACCCAGGGCGCUCUUGGUGGCAGCCGUGCCUUGUCGAAUUCUGUCAGCAACAUGGGCUUGAGUGAGUCCAGCAGCCUUGGGUCAGCCAAACACCAGCAGCAGUCUCCUGUCAGCCAGUCUAUGCAAACCCUCUCGGACUCUCUCUCAGGCUCCUCCUUGUACUCAACUAGUGCAAACCUGCCCGUUAUGGGCCAUGAGAAGUUCCCCAGCGACUUGGACCUGGACAUGUUCAAUGGGAGCUUGGAAUGUGACAUGGAGUCCAUUAUCCGUAGUGAACUCAUGGAUGCUGAUGGGUUGGAUUUUAACUUUGAUUCCCUCAUCUCCACACAGAAUGUUGUUGGUUUGAACGUGGGGAACUUCACUGGUGCUAAGCAGGCCUCAUCUCAGAGCUGGGUGCCAGGCUGAAGGAUCACUGAGGAAGGGGAAGUGGGCAAAGCAGACCCUCAAACUGACACAAGUCCUACAGAGAAAACCCUUUGCCAAAUCUGCUCUCAGCAAGUGGACAGUGAUACCGUUUACAGCUUAACACCUUUGUGAAUCCCACGCCAUUUUCCUAACCCAGCAGAGACUGUUAAUGGCCCCUUACCCUGGGUGAAGCACUUACCCUUGGAACAGAACUCUAAAAAGUAUGCAAAAAUCUUCCUUGUACAGGGUGGUGAGCCGCCUGCCAGUGGAGGACAGCACCCCUCAGCACCACCCACCCCUGUUCAGAGCACACCGUGAGCCCCCGUCGGCCCUUCUGUGGUGGUUUAAUAUUGCGAUGGUUUAUGGGAUGUUUUAAGUGUUGUUCUUGUGUUUGUUUUCCUUUGACUUUCUGAAUUUUUCACAUGCAUUAACUUGUGGUAUUUUUCUGUUAAAAUGUUAACUGUCUUUCCCCUAGCAAAUUUUAAAACAGAAGGAAAAUGUUGUACCAGUUACCAUUCCAGCUUCGGGCAUCACAAGCUUUUGAACCCAUGGAACUCCAUAAACUAACACAUUACAUAAACUAGAGGGAGAUUUUCUUUCUUCUUUUGUUUGGUAGAAAAUUAUCCUUUUCUAAAAACUGAACAAUGGCACAAUUGUUUGCUACGCGCACCCGUCCAGGACCGAACCAUGCACAGGCAAAACGAGUGGCGCACAGUGUCCCGCUCAGUGUGUUUCCAAUUCUGAGGCCGGGUGGUCUGUGGACGAGACCCCAGCACCAGGUCUUCGGGUGCCAGAUCAGUAGGGCCUGUGAUCUCUAGUCCAUGUCCUCAGCUAGUGUGAGCAGUGUUGGUCUGUUGGUUAGAAACUAGGAUAUUUUCAGGAAAUAAAUCAGCUCAGCUCUCCACUGAUUGCCAAAUACCACUAAAGGGUUUAGUUUUAAGGAGAAAGAAAAAUAAAAAUAAAAAAAAGUAGUCCUGUUUUGCUUUGCAGAAGAAAUGAACGUAAAGGUGAGCAUUAAGCUUGCAGUGAGAAAUGUGUGAAGAGUAAAAAUCCAAGUCAGUGCUGAGGCAGUUCUAACUUCACUGAUUUCCUAACUAUACAUCCUUGAUUAUUUUCAGCCUUGCUAUGUAUAAUCUGAUCUGCUAGAAGUGUAUGAGUGAGAGGCAGUAGCAUACAAACUGAUUUUUUAAAUAUAAGCUUAGGUUGUAAUUGUACAAGUGACACAAUGGAAGUAUAAAAUAAGGCAGUUUUAACUUUUUUUUAUGCUUCUGCGGAUUUCAUUUUGUUGUGUUUUCAAAAAGUUAUGGUGCUGUAUAGGUGCUUUCUGUUUAACCUGGAAAGUGUGAUCAUAUUUGUUACCUUCUUUGGUGGAUGGAAUAGUUGGGACCACCUUUGGUACAUAUGAAGUUGGUGAUGAUGCUCUGAUCAGCACAGCAUAUGCAUACUUCUCCAAAGUGAUACAUGAAGACUCUUUUCUUUGCAUAAAAAGCAUUAUGCUUAUAAAUGUAUAAAUAUAUUUUAUCAUGUACAGUACAAAAAUGGAACCUUAUGCAUGGGCGUUAGGAAUACAGGCUAGUACUUCAGCACAGACUUCCCUGCUUGAGUUCUCGCUGAUGCUUGCACCAUGACAGUGGGCACCAACACAGACGUGCCACCCAACCCUCUGCACACACCACCAGGGGCCCCCUUGUGCGCCUUGGCUUUAUAACUCCUCUGGGGGUAAUAUUGGUGGUGAUCACAGCUCCUAGCAUCAUGAGAGUUCCAUUUGGUAUUGUCACACGUCUCCUGCCUCGCUUGGGUUGCCAUGUUUGAGCGAUGGCCCUGUUGAUUUCAUCCUGCCUUUUACUGAAUCUGUAAUUGUUGUGCAAUUGUGGUUAUAGUAGACCUGUAGCACAUUGCCUUUUAUAAACUGCUACAUGUUUAUAAUCUUCAUUUUUAAAGUAUGUAUAAUUUUUUAAAGUAUGUAUUCUAUUCAUAUGGUCUGCUCGUCAGUGAGCCAGACGUGCUUACUAUAUUCCUUUAGAAUAAUGCCAGCCACUUCCUGGAUUCUUUACUAGUGUGCUGUAUGCAAGAACUUUCCAGUAGCAGUGAAGGGGAGGGUUGCCUCUCCAAGCUUCCUAAGGGGUGCUGCCCUGGGUAGGGAUGCACUGCACAGGCAGUAGGAGCAUGGGGCUGCAUUGGGGAGUGUGCUGGGAAGGGGUGGGGGGAAUCUUACAUGCAAGGAGAAUUCCAGAGUCUUUCCAGCAUGAAAGUCCUGAGAACUUCUGUCCUGAGUUCAGAGAAUCAUGCAAAGUAACUAGCAAAAUACCUACCUGCCUUUGCAGUUUUACAGACCCUGGAAGCUGCUUUGGGAGCCGCUUUGAAGGCAACCCUCCAAUGUGUUUCAAUUUAAAAAUGUUCAAUUCUUUUCAGACAUGUGGUAUCUCAUUUAUUCCUUUUCUAAUGCUUGUUGGAUUUCAGGCAGAAUGUCUUACAGAAUGUCCUAGAACCAGAUUAUCAUUUAAUCCGGAACAGCUGAGGAAGGGACAGAGGAGGUACAAGGGCAAGGCAGCACAAAACAGUUUAGGAAAAUGAGGAGGGAAUGCUUUGGUUUUGUUUUGUUUUUUCUUUUUCAGUAACUAAAACAGCAUCCACAUGUAGAGUGUUAUGGAGAGCUGAGACCAAGGCAAAGUCAAGUGCAACAUCAGUACUGUGAGACCUGCCAGCCCCAAGAGAGGGUCAUCCAAGAAUCUGGUAGUGACGCCUGUCUAGGGUCCCGGCACCCUCACCCUCAGCCAGCUGCAGAGAUGCCAGCCCCCCAGAAACUAGCCCGGUUCUAAAGUGGUCAGGCUGGGCAGGGGUGUUACCUGAGCCCUAUGCCCCUUAUAUUGAGACCCUGCUUUCAGGAUGAGCCAACUGUUGGCCACCAUGUCACAUUCUGAGUGAGUGUCAUGGGUCCCGAACAAUAAUUUUCUGAUCUGGAGCAUCUCAGCAGAAUCCUUAGCCUCAAGGGGUCUGGCAGCUGUAAUGUUUGAUUUAUGAUGAGAACUAUCUGAGGCCACCCUCAGCCUCUAAAUAAGCUGCUGUAGGGAGCUGCCUACUUUUUGAUGGGAAUUUAGAAGAGGACCUAAUGUUGAAAACAUGACAUGCACUCUUGGGAUCUGCUGUUCUCUUCAGGGCUCCAGAACCUGUUACCUGUUACCAAAGCUAGGAAAGAGCUUUAUCACAAGCCUUCACUGUCCUGGCAUGAGAACUGGCCGCCAGGCUCAGUGUACCCAUUAACUGUGAAUGAAUCUCAGCUUGGUUUCCUUUUAUUGCAUCCUCUGCAAUAUAAUGACUGCUGAAACACAUUUUACAAGUUCAGAAGUUUGUCACUCCCGUAAAUGGGAAGAUCAUGCACACAUGUGUAGUACAAGGUGGACUCUGUGUUUGUUUUUGGUGUUGAUUUUUAGCAUUGUGUGUGUUGCUUCCCCACCCUGAGGAGAGGACACCAUGGCUUACUACUACUCAGGACAAGUAUGCCCCUCUCAGGGUGUGAUUUCAGGUGGCUUCCAAACUUGUAUGCAGUUUAAAGAUGGUAGGGACUGACUUUGCCUCUACCUAGUUAACCCCACUUAAAGAAUAAGGAGCAUUUUAAUCUCUUGAAAAAGACCAUGAAGAAUAAAGCAAUCAAAAAGAAGUCCUCUAUGUUGGUGCCAAGGGCUUGCAAGGGGAAAGAAAAAUGUUAUCCAUCCUCUCAAAGCAAAAAGGAAACCCCGACAGCUCUGAACUCUGGUUUUACUUUUCUUGCUGUAUUUGGGUGAACAUUGUAUGAUUAGGCAUAAUGUUUAAAAAAAUUUUUUUUUUGCAGGGGUAGAAAUGUAAUCAUCAGUAAAGAGGUAUGGAAAAGCCAGCCUCUCUUGGAGGCCAGGGAGGCAGAGAACUACUAGGGGAAGUGAAGUUCUGAUGGAAUCAUGCCUGUCAAACAAGAUCUUAAAGCAGAUGCCCAAAUAAAAGACUAUAUUAUAUUUGAUCUAAAUCUUGAGUGGGUAACAUUUUAUGCAGUUUAAAUGAACGGAAUAUUUUCUUCUUUAAUCUGUUUGUAUUUUUCUUUGAUGAAUGAUUGGUCAUGAGGCCUCUGCCACACUCCAGACAUAUGUGUGCGGCUGCUUUUAAAAACUGUGUCUGGUCACUUAUUUCUCUAAAAUUAUCUCAUUGCCUGGCAAUCAGUCUUCUCUUGUAUACUUGUCCUAGCACAUUAUGUACAUGGGAAAUGUAAACAAAUGUGAAGGAGGACCAGAAAAAUUAGUUAAUAUUUAAAAAAAUGUAUUGUGCAUUUUGGCUUCACAUGUUUAACUUUUUUUAAGAAAAAAGUUGCAUGAAUGGAAAAAAAAGUCUGUAUACAGUAUCUGUAAAAACUGUCUCAUUGGUUUCCAUUCCUUGCUCAUACCCCAUAUAAACUAGAACUAAAUAUGGUGCGUGGCCAUAUUUAAACACCUGAGAGUCAAGCAGUUCAGACUUUGGUUUGAAGCACCUCAUCCUGCUCUCAAUGCGAACACUAUCAUAUGGCAUUCUCACUGAGGAUUUUGUCUAACCAUAUGUUGCCAUGAAUUAACUCUGCCGCCUUUCUUCUCAAGGAUCAAAACCAGUUUGAUUUGGAAAUCUUCCCCUUUCCAAAUGAAAAUAGAGAUACAGUACUUACUUUCCUUGGUGUUUGUAGAUAUUGCCUUGUGUAUUCCAUUUAAAACCGUAAUCUAGUUUGUAAAAGAGAUGGUGACGCAUGUAAAUAAAGCAUCAGUGACACUC